Durusdinium trenchii is the source of this 483-nucleotide messenger RNA. Lineage: Eukaryota; Dinophyceae; Suessiales; Symbiodiniaceae. The record is from the annotation of a GenBank genome assembly.
AUGGUGAAGUACUACGAGGUCGCGAAGGGUGUUGCCCCAAAGAGGGAAUUGGUGAACAAGCUUCAGCAGAAGAAGGAGGAGGCUGAAGAGAAUUUGAAGCAAAUCAACAAAGAGCUCAAGGAGCUUGCAGAGAACUUGGAGAUUGUCACUGCAGAGAGGCAGGUGCAAAGUGACAAACUGAAGCAGUUGAAGGAGGAUGCAGAUACCAUGACUCGUCGCCUCAAUGCAGCAUCCCAACUGAUUGAAGGUCUUGCCUCAGAGCGGAAGCGAUGGACAGAAGACUUGCAGAAGAUGGGUGAGGUGAAGAAGAGACUGGUGGGCGAUUGUUUGCUGAAUGCUGCGUUUGUGAGCUACGCCGGACCUUUCAACCACGAGUUCCGCAAAGUCACUUGGCGGUUGGAUGUUUGUCACAGUCCUGCAGAUGCCAAGUUCAACAUUUGCUGCGUUUGCUGCUUGUCCUUGCCAGGAAAUGGUCUAUGUUGA